Closterium sp. Naga37s-1 is the source of this 396-nucleotide messenger RNA. The record is from the annotation of a GenBank genome assembly. NCBI's taxonomy places the organism in Eukaryota, Viridiplantae, Streptophyta, Zygnematophyceae, Desmidiales, Closteriaceae.
AUGCCGGUCGUGGCGCACCAGGGGCCCGUGCACCGCCCCCCCCCCCCUUUUCUCGCCACGCAAGGCGACGGGAGGGGCGACCUGGGGGGGCGCGCGUCGCCCCUUCUUCCGCCUGCUCUGGCGCCCUGGGAGGCCGCGCGUCGGCCCCCGUACUCCUCCCCCCCCCCCCCCCCCUCCCAUCUCUCUACUGCGGGUGCAGCAGUGGGGGAGGGUAUGGGGGUGGCGAGUGUGGCCAACCCGCCAGCCCUGCUGCGCCCCGCGCGCCCUGCUGCCCUGUGCGCCCCGUGCAGCAGUGGGGGAGGGUAUGGGGGUGGCGGGUGUGUGGCAUCACCUGCUCCUCCUCCUCCUUCGUCUCCCACUGCUGCAGCUGCCGCUGAGGGGGGUGGGUGUGUGUGA